UGUCAUUAAUCUCUAGAAUUGCAAUUAUUGCCAUUCAUAUUUACGAGAAUGAAUAUUUUUGAUGUUUUGAGUGGUUUUUUUUUUCUGUUGUUGCUUCUUCUAUCAGUAUUUAUUUAUAUUUGUUGCACGGUAGAUCUGAAACCAUUUUAUUACUGGAGUUCUAAAGGUGUAAGAACGGCCAAAAUUCUACCUGUCAUUGGUGAUGCUAUCUUUGGUAUUUGCUUCAGCAAGAAACCCUACCCAAAGCUUAUUCAGGAUGUAUACGAUAGCGCAGGCAAUUCAAGAUACAUUGGAUACAGUGAAUUGAGAACCCCUAUUCUCAUGAUCAAAUCUCCAGAACUAAUAGGGAAACUUUUUGUCAGAGAUGCUGAAAACUUUCAAGAUCGACGUGUUGUUUUCCUAGAAAACUUUGAUACUCUUAUGUCGAAGACCUUAGUUCACCUACGAGGGCAAGAAUGGAAAAAUAUCAGAGGUAUCUGGAAUAUGGUUCUAACAACAAGUAAAGUAGAAAGAAUGUACCCUUUAAUCUACAGAAUGACAGAAUCUUUUGUUACAAGUUUCAACAAUGUGGAAAAGAAUGAAGUUAAAACGUUCAAUGUGAAAACAGUCUACAGAAAGUAUAUUUGCGAUCUCUCUGCAAGUAUUUAUUUUGGCAUUGACAAAGACUUUGACAUUUUUCGUGUAAAAUUGUCGAAUUUUGUCAAUUUCAAUGGUAACUCUAUUUGGACUCUGCUUUCUUUUUGUGUUGCAUGUCUUGCUCCUAAAUUAAGUAUUCUUUUUGGAGUGUCUUCUAUAGUGAACAAGGAUGUCCAUGAAUAUUUCCUGAAAAUUGUAAGCGAAAGCCUUGAAAAAGAAGACAUCAACAAACACCGAUCAAGCCUUAUGGAUUCCAUCCAUAAACUGAAACAAGAAGAGCAAUCUGAAAAUUUAGAUGGUGACAUUAAAAGGGCAAAAAUUGACUUGAACGAAGACGAAAUCGUAUCCCAAUUGUGCAUGUUUCUUUUUUCUUCACUCGAUGGAUUACUACCAACAUUGAUAUUCAUUACAUAUGAACUUGCAAUUAAUCCAAAUGUGCAGCAGAAAUUACAAGAUGAAAUGGAUCAAAUUCGAGUCGAGGGAGACCUUCCAGAGUUUCAUAAUAUUAUGGGUUUACAGUACUUGAACAUGGUUAUUUCUGAAACCAUGAGAAAGUGGCCGUCUGUAACAAUGACGGAUAGAUUAUGUACAAAACCCUACACAAUAGAAACUGUACACCCUGAAGAAAAACCAUUGCACUUAGAUAUAGGAGAUUGCGUUGCAGUAUCUUUGUACGCUCUACAUCACGAUCCAAAAUAUUUUCCAAAACCGGAUACAUUUGAUCCUGAACGAUUCUCUGGUGGUAAUCGUCAUAAGAUCAAACCUUUCACCUACUUACCAUGGGGUAUAGGGCCUAGAAAUUGCAAUGCACAAAAAUUAUCUUUAUUGAUAUUGAAAGUCUUCUUUUUCCAAUUACUUGAGCACCUGGAAGUGAUACCUAUCGAUGAAACGGUGAUACCUAUUGAGUUGCAGAAGGGUGUAAUCAAAGUGGAACCGAAAUGUGAUAUUCUUUUGGGUUUGAGGAAAAGAGAAGAUCUGUAAUUUCUGAUUUAUAUUUCAAAUCAUGAAUAGUCUUUUGCUUCUUAUACCACAAUAAAAAAAUCUAUUAUCAGCAUCUGAAA
Messenger RNA from Harmonia axyridis, 1697 nucleotides. Its product is annotated as cytochrome P450 9e2-like. The coding region runs from base 49 to 1617 and encodes 522 amino acids. The transcript is spliced from 5 exons. Gene Ontology annotation, molecular function: monooxygenase activity; heme binding; iron ion binding. NCBI's taxonomy places the organism in Eukaryota, Metazoa, Arthropoda, Insecta, Coleoptera, Coccinellidae. The record is from RefSeq and is a predicted model, not a curated record.